AUGCCGGUUCAAAGAGAGGCGUCCGAGAAGGAAGCGACUCAGAAGAUCAAAGAGAAGGCAUCUGAAGAGAAGGAGCCAGCCCACACGACCAAGAGUAAGAAGGAGAACUCUCUUCGGCCGUCGUCUAGCACACAGCGAAGCGAGGAAAUCUUCGAUGGUAACCUGCAGCGGUUAAAGAGAUUUCUCAUAGAACACCAGGGACAAUGGCCGCUUUACCGUUCCAGCGAUGCGAUUGAGAAGCGCUUGUACAACUGGAUGCUGUGGCUGACAUGGGCAUUUUCUUCUUGUUCUAUUGGCCAUCACUGA
Symbiodinium pilosum is the source of this 306-nucleotide messenger RNA. Lineage: Eukaryota; Dinophyceae; Suessiales; Symbiodiniaceae. The record is from the annotation of a GenBank genome assembly.